Molecule: messenger RNA, 834 nt
Organism: Colletotrichum scovillei
Lineage: Eukaryota; Fungi; Ascomycota; Sordariomycetes; Glomerellales; Glomerellaceae
Product: GDSL-like Lipase/Acylhydrolase
Exons: 3
Coding region: 1-834 (277 amino acids)
Molecular function (GO): phosphatidylcholine lysophospholipase A1 activity
Source: RefSeq, a predicted model, not a curated record
AUGGCAUCUCAUGCGCCACUCAGAUUCAAAGGGGUAAGGCCUGGUCAAGGGAUCAAGCCGGGGACCACCCUUCGGAUCCUUGGUGUAGGCGACUCCAUCACAGUGGGGUUUCUCAGUGACAUAGAGGGAGGCGAUGGCAACGGCUACAGACUUAAACUCCGAGAAGAUCUGUCAAAGGAUAGAGUCGUCUUUGCCGGAACGGAAACCAUGCAUGGAACGAUGCGGGAAGGGUAUUAUGCAGCGUGGAAUGGCAUGACUAUCAAGUUCAUGUCAGAUAAUAUCGGGCCUUCCUUGGCUCAGAGACCUAAUAUCGUCCUGAUCCAUGCUGGAACCAACGACAUGAACCCGAAUCCGGACGUUGCAAGAGAAGGUAGCGAACCUCAUGCCACAGCAGACCGUCUAGGCCACUUGAUCGACCAGGUCGUGCAAGCCUGCCCAGAUGCCACAGUCCUCGUCGCCAAGAUCAUUGGCUGCUACGACCCAGUCCAGAUGAGCAACAUCGCUCAGUUCAACGCGGUGAUCCAUGGCGUUGUUCAAGCCCGACAAAGCGCCGGCAAACACGUUCUUACUGUCGACUUCUCAAGUUUCCCAAUGAAUGCACUGAGAGAUGGUAUCCAUCCGACCAACCAGGGCUACCGCUUAUUCGGCGACUAUUGGUACGACUUCAUCACUCAGAUUCCUAGCGACUGGAUUAAGGAACCUGUUGGAGAUGACCCGCGUCGAUCUGGGGAGUUGCGCCGCGAUGCACCCGUCAAAGGACGAUCUACCAGCCUGUGUGAUCGACUCUUCGGUCUCUUUUUCGGCAGGGAACCGGAAAUGGUGUCGAAAGCUUGA